AGGUUUGAGAGAGAGAGAUAAAAGGUCGAGAAAGUCUUUUCAUCUAUCUUCCCCUUCAUCUCCCUCUCUCUCUCUCUCUCUCUCUUCUCUUCUUCAGAAUGCUCAUAAGAAAUUAUCUCCUUUUCGUUUCCUUGAUGUGUUUUCUCUUCUAAUCUCCGGUCCGGUGAGAUAGAGAAAAUCCAAAAAAUUCAAAGAUCGAAGAAGAAGCAGAGGAUUCAAAAAAAAGCAGAGGAGAUAAAAAAAAAAAAAAGGAUUAAGCUUUUUCUCCAAUCUAUGGCUUCUAUGACCGAGAAGGAAGCUAUGGUGGAUCCUUUUCUGGUCGAGGCUCUUCAGAAUCCUCGUCAUCGUCUCACCAUUUUGCGGAUGGAGCUUGAUAUACAAAAGUUCUUUCAAAACCCUGAGCAGCUUCAGUUCGAAUUAAUGCCGUUUCCAACAUCCUACCUUCGUCUUGCUGCACAUCGAGUUGCUCAGCAUUAUGGACUAGUAACCAUGGCUUUAGACAAUGGUAUUGGUGCUGGAGAUGGAUCCGAGAACAGAAUCCUGGUGACAAAAACAGCUGAAAGUAGAUUUCCUUGUGUCUGCUUAUCUGAAAUCCCUGUGAAACAACCUGAGAAUGGUAAACCUGAGGGUUUUAAAAUCGCAAUCAAGCCUAGACCUAAGAGAGGAUCUGGUUGUGGUGGUAGUGGAUCAGAAGUUCAACAGAAUCUUUUGAGAAGUGUUGAGGAGAGGAAAGAAGAGUAUGAUAAAGCCCGGGCUCGGAUCUUUAACAGCCCUAGCAGUUCUGACUCUGAAGAUUCUUCAUCACUACGACCUCCCCCUCCUCUUGAAGGGAAGGACAACACAUGUAUAAACCAGAAUGAGACUGAAGUGGCGGUUAAUAAUAACAACCCUGUUGUUGAUGCUGUUACUCGAGAUUCUGGAAGGACUUCUCGAGUUGCCAUUAUCAGAGAUAGAGAGAAAGAUCGAUAUGACCCGGAUUAUGACAGGAGCUAUGACAGGUACGUUAGAGUUAUGCCGUCUGGCCAAAGCUUCAAUCCAAUACCGAUCCACUUCCCGUUUCACGAUGGGGUUUUCCCUCAGAUGCCAAGAGGUCAUCAAGCCAACUUAAACUACGGGCAUCCGCUUAACCCUGCUUUGAGUCCCUUUACUAAUAAUCCGGCUUCUUAUACAACUUGGCCAAACUCACCCUCUCUGAACUAUGCACAGUCGUUGAAUGGUCCAGACACAAAUCUUUUCAGGUAUCCUUCUGCAAGCAAUCCCUGACGGAAAGAGUGGUGGUUGUUUGAGUACUUCAAUGUCUGUAUGAAAAGCAGAAUUCUAAUAGAUAUUAUUAGCCUUUAGGAGCUCUCUGUUUCUGUUCCGAACAAUGGCUUCUUCUUUCUUAUAUAACAAGACAUCAUCUUCUCUUUUCCUUUGAAUUAUAUUAUUAUCAAACUUUGAAUGAA
Messenger RNA from Camelina sativa (false flax), 1445 nucleotides. RefSeq lists its product as uncharacterized. Gene Ontology annotation, molecular function: nucleic acid binding. Lineage: Eukaryota; Viridiplantae; Streptophyta; Magnoliopsida; Brassicales; Brassicaceae. The record is from RefSeq and is a predicted model, not a curated record.